UUUUCUUAAUUUCAUUUCCAAUUUUCUUAUUCUCUCUACUGAGCAUCUUUCUUUCUCCCACGAGAACUCAUCUGCAUCAAUUUCAAGAAGAUUGCAGUACAACAGGCGUUCGAAUGGCCGAUGACGAUGACGAUGAGAUGAAGACUGGGGAAUGCAAAAUCACCGAUCUUUCGUGUAUUCGUCUCCACCAUUCUCAAAACCACACCGUUUUUUCUCAACCACUGUCCGAAACCACCGUCAAGAACGAACAGCCUCUUCCUCCGACCGGCGACGAAGCACCUAUUUUGCCGGAAGAAGUCCUCUUCGACAUCCUUCUGAGGCUUCCGGUGAGAUCCCUUCUCCAAUUAAAGCUCGUUUGCAAAUCAUGGAAAACCCUAAUUUCUAAUUCACAAUUCACAAAGACCCACCUUCUCACCUCAUCAACAGCUUAUCCACAAUUGUUCUCUGGAGACGACCGUGAAAUAGUAUGUUAUGCUGUGAAGCCAUUGUUGGAAAAUCCAUCAACCCUUGUUCAACCCGUUACUAUAGGCAUGACGCACAGAUACGGUAUUCUAGGUUCGUGCAAUGGGUUACUUUGUUUGUAUGAUGAUUCUCAAUCUAAUUUCAGAUUGUGGAAUCCUUUGAUCAACUUGAAAUCGGAUACAUUUCCAAUUGUUGCUUCUUUUGAUAAAAAGCUUGUUACAUAUCAUGGUUUUGGCUAUGAUCAAGUCAAUGACAAGUACAAGUUGCUACUUUUUGUACACAAUCAGGAUGAUUUUACUGAAAGAAUUACCAGAAUUUAUACCUUUGGUGAAAAUUCUUGGACAACACUUCAAAAUUUCCCGAGUUAUCCUAGUAUGUGGUCAGGGAAGUUUGUGAGUGGCACUUUGAAUUGGAUAGUUAGUAAAAAUGCUGUUAAUUCCAAUCAACGGGUGAUUCUUUCGGUUGAUCUUGAGAAAGAGACUUAUGGGGAACUGUUGCUUCCUCAACAUGAUGGUUACCGUGUUUGCGAUCCUAUCAUGUAUGUUUUGAGUAACUGUCUUUGUGUGUGUUCUGAUAAUCACUCGGAAACUCAUUUGGCUGUGUGGAUAAUGAAAGAGUAUGGAGUUGCUGAGUCAUGGACUAUAUUGACAAUCAUCUCUCAUGAGAAGUUAUUCUGGGGUCGUCCAAGGCACCCUAUUGUUGAGCCCUUGUUCGUUUCAAAAGACGGAGUUCUUCUACUGAGAACCAUGCGUUCCAAACUUGUCCUGUGUAACUUAAAUAAUGGAGGGGUUGAUUAUCCUAGGACUUCAGACAUACUUGGGACUGGGAGGGAGCUGCAUAUAUACUACGAGAGUCUGGUAUCACCAUUUUAGGCAUACUUGGGCGGGAGAUGCAUAUUUAUCACGAGAGGUGCUAUCAUUGCAAUGAUAAAUCACAUUUCUGGAUUGUUGGUUGAAUUAAAGUCACUAAUUUGUAGGAUUAAAUUAAUGUUUGUUGUGAUCUGCUUUUUAUUUUACUCAGGAAGUAUUAUUAUGUAUGGUGUGAGAAACUUGAAUGAUAUUACUAGUUAUGCUUUUACUUGCAAAAACAAAGGAUUCACAAUUUUAAUCUACAUUUGCAAGUCAUUUGUUUGUUAGAAAAA
Molecule: messenger RNA, 1603 nt
Organism: Medicago truncatula (barrel medic)
Lineage: Eukaryota; Viridiplantae; Streptophyta; Magnoliopsida; Fabales; Fabaceae
Product: F-box/kelch-repeat protein At3g23880
Exons: 2
Coding region: 114-1334 (406 amino acids)
Molecular function (GO): protein binding
Source: RefSeq, a predicted model, not a curated record